Messenger RNA from Brienomyrus brachyistius, 2851 nucleotides. Its product is annotated as double C2-like domain-containing protein alpha. The transcript is spliced from 11 exons. NCBI's taxonomy places the organism in Eukaryota, Metazoa, Chordata, Actinopteri, Osteoglossiformes, Mormyridae. Bases 272 to 1555 code for a protein of 427 amino acids. The record is from RefSeq and is a predicted model, not a curated record.
GUCUCCAUCACUCUGUCUGUCCUCCAGCUCAUUGGCUCCAUCAUCUCCAUCCUGUUUAUCUCUGUUUUCCUUCAUCACCUGAACUUUAUAUUUCUGAUACCAUAGAUUCUUAAUGAAUAUUUAAUAAGCCCCCCCUGCUUUCCCCUCUCCCACCUCCUCUCUCUGCCUCUCCUCUUCCCUCACCCUUCUCACCACCUGUUAGUGCUUCCCGCUUGCUCUGGGAUUCACUCGUUUAUGAGGGAGUUUCACACUCGCACAUUCACGGAGCUCUAUGACGGUACGCAAGGGAAAGAAACUGACCAUUUCCAUUCAGGAGCACAUGGCUAUUGAUGUCUGUCCCGGCCCCAUUCGCCCAAUCAAGCAGAUCUCUGCCUAUUUCCCUCGCCUCUCCCCCACCUCCUCCAUCUCGGAGCCCAUCUCGCCAAACCCGAAGGUCCUGAGCCCUGGAAGCGGAGGGGCGGCUGGAGGGGGUCUGCUCUCUCCUGUACUGACAGGAGCCACAGGUGGCGGAGGAGGAGGGACCUUGUCUGCAAUGAGUAGCAUGGACACAUCCAUUGAAAUUGACAGCUGCGACAGCGACGACAGCACGUCUUUAGGCAUCCUGGAGUUUGACCUGCUGUAUGAAAGAGCCACCAGCUCCUUGCACUGCACUGUUCUCAGAGCCAAGGGACUUAAGCCAAUGGACUUUAAUGGUUUGGCAGAUCCAUAUGUGAAGCUACACCUACUACCAGGAGCGUGCAAGGCAAAUAAGCUGAAGACUAAAAUUGUGCGCAACACUUUGAAUCCAGUGUGGAACGAGACUCUAACCUAUUGUGGCAUCACUGAGGAAGACAUGUACAGGAAAACUCUAAGGGUGUCUGUGUGCGACGAGGACAAGCUGAGCCACAAUGAAUUCAUAGGGGAGUCGCGGGUCGCCCUGCGCCGCCUGAAGCCUGACCAGACCAAACACUACAAGAUAUGUCUGGAGCAUCCCCCUCCUCUUCCCUCCCCCUCCGCUAUGAGUGUAGCCCUCAGGGGUAUCUCCUGCUACCUGAGAGAGUGGGAGAUUGAGCAGCAGAGGAGUCUGGAGGAACGGGGGCGCCUGCUUCUCUCCCUCCAGUUCCUCUCCCCGUCGGACGGAGCAGAAGAGGACGGGCAGGCCAAAGAGGGGGGCCGCAGUGGGCUUUGUGUGGGGGUGCGGCGCUGUGCCCAUUUGGCCGCCAUGGACGUCAACGGCUUCUCAGACCCAUACGUCAAGACAUACCUUAAGCCAGACAUCCACAAGAAAUCCAAACACAAAACCGCAGUCAUAAAAAAGACCCUUAACCCAGAAUUUAACGAGGAGUUCUUCUAUGAGAUUUCCCUCUCGGAACUUUCCACUAAGACACUGGAAGUCACUGUCUGGGAUUAUGACCUCGGAAAGUCCAAUGACUUUAUCGGGGGUGUGUCUCUAGGCUGUCACUCACAGGGAGAUGCGCUACGGCAUUGGGUGGAAUGCCUGAAGAAUAAGGGCAAGAAGGUGGAGCGAUGGCACACCCUAACCAAUGAGCUGCCGGGAUCCACAUUUCAUGAUUGAAAGGGCAUAUUCAGUAUACUGUCAGUAGCUACGGUACUCAUUAGAAAACUUAUGAGUGUAGUACGUACACAUCCUUUGCUGGGUGCUAAUGGUGGACCUAUUUUACAGGGAUGUAAUCUACAUGUAUAUAGUGUACAGGAAAUCAUUUCUCUUUUUAAGCCUAAUGCAUUCUGUACUUUUAUUUUUUUCUCUGCAGUGUAUUAUACUUUUAUUUUGUGUCUGUAGGCUAUAGUUUGGUAUUGAUUUAUCAUUUACUUUUCUUCUAAUGCCUUGUUAUAUGGUAUCUUUCCAUUGCAAUAACAUUAACUAUUGAAAAUGCUUCCAAUAAAAAUUCUAAGUGGUCUUAAAUAUUCUCUUACUAAAGGCAUUUACCGCAGGUUCCAAAAUUGGUUGUUUUUAUGAAUAAUGACUAUUGUGACUGAAUCUUCCACAUUGACUGUUUUCUGUAAAAUCUUGAAGUACCUUUAAAUAUGGCAUUACUGCUGCAACUCCUGCUUCCCUGCCCAUUUCCGUCUCCGAAGGCCUGACUGAAAGCACAUCCUCUAUACCUCGUGUAUACAUUUGCAGGUGCAGAACACUAAAUAUUGAUGACAGCAAAAUUAUUAUGCAUUUGCCAAGAUCAAGGGAAAAAAAUGAAUAGCCUGUCAUUCAGUAGAAAUAUUUUGAUAAUUUCCCCAAAUCCCAAAAUAGACACAGGUAAUCAUACCCUCUGCACCUGGGGCAUCAUGCUUUCUCUUCCCCUUAUAAAUGCUGCAUAAUUCUUCCCCUCUGUAUCUCCGCACUGGUCGCUUGCACUGUUGUUCAGUGGAUUGCUGUGAACACUUGGCAGAACUCUAAAUAAAAUAUUAUGGUCUGACUGACAUUUUCAAUCUGUUUACUGAUUUUGGUGUAGUCUGCAAAAUAAUGCUGAUUUUGAAACAGUGUAUGAUUAUUAUAAUUCUGUACUUGACCUUAUUGUUGUGAGGAGGAUUGUUAUGCAGAACAAUCUAUCCAUAACUUAUAACAUUCUCCCAAUGUGCCUGCGGGAGUAAGGAAGCUACAUUAAGCAACUAUGAGGCAUGUCAAUCUCCAGUGAUGUUGUUCUAUAUCCAGUACGUAUGUCUCUUACACUAUUCUUCUCAGUGUCACUGUCCAAAGGAAUUGCAUGCCCCUGUGUAUGAAUGCUGAUUUAUGAUUUAUUUUAAGUGUUUAUUUUUGUUGUGGCUUUGUCCAGUUAUUGCAGGGAAUGGGAUUACUAAUGUUUAUAUUUAUACAAGAUGUUUCUGAAUAAACAUGGUGGAAAUGCAGUGAAUUAUA